AUGGACUCGCGGAGUGUUCUGCUCUUUCUCGCAGUCACCGCCUUCACGGUGGAAGAUGAACCUCACUCCUCGCUCGGCUCAACAUGGACUCGCGGAGUGUUCUGCUCUUUCUCGCAGUCACCGCCUUCACGGUGGAAGGUUUCUCUGUCUCCUGUAGUUUCUCUUCAAGGGCCAGACCAGCGCAGACUGUACAAUGACCUGAUGGUCGACUACAACCCGCUGGAGAGACCGGUCUCCAACGACUCUCAGACUCUCACGGUCAACCUCGGCCUCAGCCUCAUGCAGAUCAUGGAUGUGGAUGAAAGGAACCAGGUUUUGACAACCAACAUCUGGCUGCAGCUGUUCUGGGAUGAUAAUUACCUCCAGUGGAAUCCAUCAGACUACCCAGGUGUGACCAAUGUGAGAUUUCCUGACCAUCUUAUUUGGAAGCCAGACAUUCUGCUGUAUAACAGUGCUGAUGAACGAUUUGAUGCGACUUUCCACACCAACAUUCUGGUCAACUCCUCUGGCUCUUGUUACUACAUCCCUCCAGGGAUCUUCAAGAGCACCUGCCACAUCGAUGUGCGCUGGUUCCCGUUCGAUGUCCAGAGGUGUGAGCUGAAGUUCGGCUCCUGGACCUACGGGGGCUGGUCUCUGGACUUGAAGAUGUUGGAGGCUGACAUCACAGGCUACAUCGCCAACGGAGAGUGGGACCUUGUCGAGGUCAUAGGGCAGAAAAAUGACCGUUCCUACAAAUGCUGCGAGGAGCCGUACCCUGACGUGACCUACACCUUGGUGAUGAGGAGGCGGACCCUUUACUACGGCCUCAACCUGCUCAUCCCGUGUGUCCUGAUCUCCACUCUGGCGCUGCUUGUCUUCCUUCUGCCCGCCGACUCUGGAGAAAAGAUCUCACUGGGCAUUACAGUGCUGCUCUCCCUGACUGUCUUCAUGCUGCUGGUUGCAGAGAUUAUGCCCGCCACAUCGGACUCGGUGCCAUUAAUAGCUCAGUACUUUGCCACCACCAUGGUCAUUGUGGGUCUCUCAGUAAUUGCUACAGUUCUGGUCUUACAAUAUCACCACCAUGACCCCGACGGAGACAAGAUGCCAAAGUGGACCCGCGUGAUCCUGCUGAACUGGUGCGCCUGGUUCCUGCGCAUGAAGCGACCGGACGAGGAGCGCUUGCACUCGGCGUGUCACAACAAGGCCACGCGUAACAGCAUGACCAGCGUGGAGCACAGCGCCGGCGCCUCGAGCCCCCAACCCACCAACGGCAACAUGCUUAAUGUUGGCAUCCGGGGCCUGGAGAGCAUCCACUACUCCGCGGCCGCCGCCACGCCUGACUCCGGGGUCCUCUGUGCGCGGCUGGCCGGGCGAGCGGGCGAGGAUGAGAUGCUCCUCCCCGUGGGUCAGGGGUCAUCAGCGGGCAGCGUGGAACCAGAGCUGGCCAAGCUCCUGGAGGAGGUGCGCUACAUUGCCAGGCGCUUCCGUGACCAAGACGAGGACAAGUCGGUGAGCAACGAGUGGAAAUUUGCUGCGUCCGUUAUCGACAGGCUUUGUCUCAUGGCCUUCUCCCUCUUCACUAUCCUCUGCACCAUUGGGAUCCUCAUGUCAGCACCCAACUUUGUCGAGGCCAUUUCCAAAGACUUUUUCACCUAAGGACACAAAUAAAAGCCUUGAGCAAUGUCUCCUGUCACAGAGUAACUAUUUGUCAACUCAUGUGGCGGUGAUACAGUUACAGCUGUUAUACGGGACUUGUAUACCACCAGAUAUUUAACCACACAAAGUCAAAUUGAGGACUUCAGGCAAAUUGUAUGUAAGGCAUAAAUAGUUUAAUAUAUGCCUUGCAUAACAUGGUGAAAAGGACCAGUCUUUGACUUUUAUAUUACACAGCCUAAUGGCAUAUUAAAGGAAAACAUCAACAUUGUUUAAAUUGUGUAAUUUGCUAAUCUGCAGUGCAUGCAAUUGUGGUUUUGUCAUGUGAUGUUGAUUGUGUAUUAUUGUUUAUUACAACGCAAUGACAAUUAACAAUAUUCUCACUAAGACACUACUCCAUAUACAAAGUAUUACAGCUAUAGUAUCUUGUUAAUAAAUGUGUUUGUUUAUCCAUC
Molecule: messenger RNA, 2087 nt
Organism: Cyclopterus lumpus (lumpfish)
Lineage: Eukaryota; Metazoa; Chordata; Actinopteri; Perciformes; Cyclopteridae
Gene: chrna7a
Product: cholinergic receptor, nicotinic, alpha 7a (neuronal)
Exons: 11
Coding region: 1-1635 (544 amino acids)
Biological process (GO): chemical synaptic transmission; nervous system process; signal transduction
Cellular component (GO): synapse; neuron projection; postsynaptic membrane
Molecular function (GO): transmembrane signaling receptor activity; acetylcholine-gated monoatomic cation-selective channel activity
Source: RefSeq, a predicted model, not a curated record